Cuscuta epithymum is the source of this 2692-nucleotide messenger RNA. The record is from the annotation of a GenBank genome assembly. Lineage: Eukaryota; Viridiplantae; Streptophyta; Magnoliopsida; Solanales; Convolvulaceae.
UUUUGAGACAAAAAUUGUCUCUUCACCCUCUCUCCUCUCAUUAGUUCGUCCAAGCCAACCCAAAGAAGAAGAAACCUCUGCAAAACUUCAUUCUCCAUAGUCAUGAACCGAGCUCAAGGUUGAAGAAGUCUCAAAGGAGAAGAAAAGCUUGGAAAAGAAGAGAAAAACUUAAAAAAAAUCAAGGAAUCUAGGAGUGGCCGUAAAGUCGCCAGAGCCGCCGGAGUUUUCGCCGGAAAAUUCAAAAGUCGCCGGAGUUCAAACAAAGAAUAUAAGCUUGCUAGCGUCAUUUCAAGGUUGAAGCUAGGGCUUGCUACCUGCACCUUUCUACGGGUGACAUCAAGUCAAGGAAGACGUGAAAUGGAGGGCAGGCGAAUGGGGACCAGGAACAAUCCGAGGGGGCAGGCGCCGAUAGCAUCCCAACGGGGAAGCCGAGCUGCAUCUCGGGGUUCGAGAGGAGGCCGUGGAGGCCGUGGAAGCCGUGGAGGUCAUCAAGCUCAAACUGUGAGUGAUGGCCAUGUAAGCUCGGUGUAUGAAACCAACACCGAGGACUAUGACUCAACCUACGUUCCAGAAACGGAGCAUGAGGAGACCCCGUAUGAUGGGGGGGAUACAUACACCGAUGAUGACGAUGAGAGUGACGCCCGGUUCGCCCAAAUGGGUGAAUUACUUGAGUGGUAUCAAAAAGAGAAACUGAGGAGAGACCUUAGGCGCCAAGCGAGGCGUGGCUCUCGGGGAGGUUCGGGUCAAGGAAGCCGGGGAGCUUCCGUGGCCACCCCAGCGGCGUCACAAGGUGGGCGUGAAGGAGGUUUUGUUGUGAGAAUCUCCAAGUACCUCAAGGAGGCUAGGGCCUUGGGGUGUAGGUCCUUUGACGGCACCGGUGACAUUACCAUUGCCGCCGAUUGGAUUAAGAAGGUGAAGGAUGCAUCAAGGGACAUGCAAAUCACACCGGACGUGAAGUUGACUGUCGCUUCACGGCUACUUGAAGGGAUAGCUUCUACGUGGUGGGAGAGCGUGGAAGGGAAGUACCAUGGGGAAAUAACAUGGGCGGACUUUGAGCUAGAGUUCUAUGCUCAAUACUACUCCGAGUACGAGGUGAAUGUGAAACGGAGAGAGUACACUAACCUUAAACAGAAAGAGGGCGGCACAGUUAAGCAGCUGGAACAAGAGUUUAGAACCUUGGCUAGGUUCUUACCAGAGUACGCGGUUGAUGAGAACCGUAUGACGGAGCACUUUUGGGAUGCCUUACUCUUAGACAUCCGCGAUCGGGCUACGUACUCGCGCCACAUGACCUUUAGCGAGGUGGUGGAGCAGGGCCUUCUUGGGGAGGCCCAAUGGAAUGAAAGAAAAGAGAGGGACGCCGAAGAGGCGAAAAAGAGGAAAUGGCAUGGUUCGGGGCCGCCCGAGCAGGCACGGAGGGAUAAACACGGCGGAGGUGGGGGUUCGUUCAAAACACCGGCACCACCGGCAAAGAAGAACAGGGAUGCUCGGUGGCAUGCAUCCUCCUCCCAAAAGACGGGACCCCCUAGGUGUGCUAAUUGUUCGAAAAAUCACUUUGGGAAAUGCAACGCACCCCCGAGGUGUUAUCAAUGUGGGAACACGGGCCACAUGAAGGGCAAUUGCCCACAACUAGGGGGAGGAGGAGCUCCGGGAUCCGGAGGAGGAACCACGACGGGAAGGAACCGUGCGGGGCCGUCAAACGGCGGCACGGGAAGAGGCGGCGCAUCCACAAGCCAUGCCGCAUCCGUCAACCAAGGUGGGACCCAAGCCCGAGUGUACUCGAUGACCGAGGCGGAUGCGAGAGCAAACCCGGACUCCGUUGCAGGUUGAAGCUAGGGCUUGCUACCUGCACCUUUCUACGGGUGACAUCAAGUCAAGGAAGACGUGGUUCGUGCUUCCUCAUUUCCUUUCAAAUUACUAAACAUUGCUCAUGGAUAUUUUUAUUUGUUAUAAACUACUUUUGGGGCUUGCAUGCCCAUGUUGUUGGCCGGUUGUGGCUAAUGACUUACCACUGAAUAUUUCCGCUAUUCAUUGGUUUAAAUGUGAUGUUGUUAUGUAUGUUUACUACUGAGUAUGGAUGGAUUGUUUUCUCAAACGCCUUGUGUAAUUAAGUGAGGUUGACUCGCGGGUGACGUCACUCAAUUAUACGGCGGUUGUACACGUGCUUGGAUCGCGGUCUGGGGCGUGACAUUGAUAGCUUCCGUUGGGUACCAACUUUAAAAUUAUAUUUGACCUAUAGUUGACCGAGGGUUAUCACGACUAAGGUCGGUAAUGUAAUUGUUAAGUUUAAAUGUCUCGAUUAGUAAUUCGAGUUCUGGCGGGACCCGACACUAGUUGUAUGAGCAUGACUUGGACCCGGAGCGGUCCAUUCAUGGUUUGGGUUAGACGGGAAGCCUUGAUAAAGGUUAGCCCUAAGUGGAUUUGAGUAUGACGAUACAAGCUAUUUUGCUAAAGAACUUGCACGGGAAGAUAAGGUAACAAGGGCAAGUAUAGUCCUUGAGGUGUGUUUAACCUCAAGUAAAGUACACAUAGGUAACAAGGGCAAGUGUAGUCCUUGAGGUGUGUUUAACCUCCAGUAAAGUACACAUAGGUAACAAGGACAAGUGUAAUCCUUGAAGUGUGUUUAACCUCUAGUAAUGUACACAUAGGUAACAAGGGCAAGUGUAGUCCUUGAGGUGUGUUUAACCUCCAGUAA